Molecule: messenger RNA, 2964 nt
Organism: Mustela lutreola (European mink)
Lineage: Eukaryota; Metazoa; Chordata; Mammalia; Carnivora; Mustelidae
Gene: RBFOX3
Product: RNA binding fox-1 homolog 3
Exons: 16
Coding region: 1326-2444 (372 amino acids)
Biological process (GO): nervous system development; regulation of alternative mRNA splicing, via spliceosome
Cellular component (GO): nucleus; cytoplasm
Molecular function (GO): mRNA binding
Source: RefSeq, a predicted model, not a curated record
CAGUGAUCCUGUGUGGUCCCUUCACUCCCCAUCCCGAGGAAUGCAAGGGGCUGAAUUCCAGGCCUUAGUGGGGGUCUGUGGGCAAAGUGGAAAAGGAGGCAAGGCAGUGCAGGCCAGUGGCAGAGGAAUGGGGGGGCAUUCACUCUCGCUGCCGAGUUCCAUUUCUGGGGCACCCCAAUGUUGUCCUUUCUGGGCCAAGGCCAGGGAGGUGGGAGGUCAGGGGUCCUCAUAGCAGAAGCUGUCCCCCACGAUCUCAGGAGGGAGAGAGGGAGAGGCGGGGCUAGGGCUGGAGGGCGGUGCUCACGGGACCGGGCAGCUUCGGGCUCUGGGGACCCCUGUGCCUCGCCCACUUCUCCCUUGCCCGGGCUCCGCGGGUCUGGCACUGCGGGCCGCCGGGUGCGUGGGGCCUGUCCGCCCCGCCGCCGCUGUCCCCGGCCGCGCGGCCUCGGGAGCCCCCUCCCUCGCUGCGCGCUGCGCGCUCCGCCCGAGCCGCCGCCGCCGCGUGCUCCCGCUGUCUCCUCGCUCCAGCCGAGCGAGCCGGAGGAACCGGGGAGAGGGAGAAAGCGAAAGGGGGAGGAGGGAGAGGCGAGAGGGAGAGAGAGGAGGGAGGGGGGGAGAGCGAGCGAGCGAGGGAGAGAGGAGGCGGUGGCGAGGGAAGAGCGAGUGCGGAGCGCCGAGCGGGGCUGCUCCUGAGCCAGCGGAGCCUUCUCGGAUAGCCGCCCCGGCCCCCUGCCCGGGCCCGGCCCCAGCCGCUUGCGUGGUCGGAGGAGACGCGGCCCCCGCCGCCGCCGCCCGAGCCCGGCCCCGCACCGCACGCCCCUCGCCGCUGGCCAGCUGGUGCCCGCGCGGCCCCGGGACGCCGCUGCCCGCUCGGGGGCCGGGAUGCAGCCGGGGCAUGGCCGCCGGGCCCCCGUCACCUGCCGCGGGGAGCGCUGAGCCCCUGUUGGGGACACCGGACUCUGGAGAGAGUGAUGAGAACAACGGCCUCUUGCUAAGAUGUUGAGAAUCUGUCUCUGAGAACCUGAAGCUUUUCCUGCUGAUUCUCACUAUUCUCCCAGCAAACUUCCACCCGAGAAAGUUCCGGAAAGAGCCCCACAGGAGGCCUCCCUGCUACAGCGAAGCAGACCUCACCCACCCCUACCAGCGUUAAGUCAGAACGGCCAGAGGAAGAUCCCGCCAGUCUUCCCCCUGAGCGGGUCCGCGGGCCCCUCCGGCCGGGAACCCGUCCCCGGAGCUGUCCAUCGGCAAACAGAGCGCCCACAGUGCCUCGGGGAAAAUUGGCUGAAUAAAAGGGCAAUCAGGACGCCACGGCUCCGCCUGAAGCGAUGGCCCAGCCCUACCCCCCUGCCCAGUACCCCCCUCCACCCCAGAAUGGCAUCCCCGCCGAGUAUGCGCCCCCACCUCCGCAUCCCACGCAAGACUACUCAGGCCAGACCCCGGUCCCCCCGGAGCACGGCCUGACCCUGUACACACCAGCACAGACCCACCCGGAGCAGCCGGGCGCCGAGGCCAGCACACAGCCCAUCGCCGGGGCCCAGACAGUGCCGCAGACAGACGAGGCGGCCCAGACGGACAGCCAGCCACUCCACCCCUCCGACCCCACAGAGAAGCAGCAGCCCAAGCGGCUGCACGUCUCCAACAUCCCCUUCCGGUUCAGGGACCCCGACCUGCGGCAAAUGUUCGGGCAAUUCGGAAAAAUUUUAGACGUGGAGAUCAUUUUUAACGAGCGGGGCUCCAAGGGUUUUGGGUUUGUAACUUUUGAAACUAGCUCAGACGCUGACCGAGCCCGGGAGAAGCUGAAUGGGACGAUCGUAGAGGGACGGAAAAUUGAGGUCAACAACGCCACAGCCCGCGUCAUGACCAAUAAGAAGACGGCGAACCCCUACACCAACGGCUGGAAGCUGAACCCCGUGGUAGGCGCCGUCUACGGGCCUGAAUUCUAUGCAGUGACGGGGUUUCCCUACCCCACCGCGGGCACAGCCGUUGCCUACAGGGGCGCGCACCUACGGGGUCGGGGCCGGGCCGUGUAUAAUACGUUUCGGGCUGCGCCGCCCCCGCCCCCCAUCCCAACUUAUGGAGCGGCACUGGAGCAAACGCUUGUUAAAAUGCCAGUCCCAUGGGCAGGGCUGGCACCCUGCCCCCUCCCUCCGCAGACACCGGAGCCGGCCUACCCCACCUCUCCAGCGUUCCCACCACUCUCUUGUCCGUUUGCUUCCAGGGUCGUGUAUCAGGACGGCUUUUACGGUGCUGAGAUUUAUGGGGGCUAUGCAGCCUACAGAUACGCUCAGCCUGCAGCGGCCGCAGCAGCCUACAGCGACAGUUACGGCAGGGUCUACGCGGCUGCUGACCCUUACCACCACACCAUCGGCCCUGCGGCGACCUACAGCAUCGGAACCAUGGCCAGCCUGUGCCGAGGAGGGUACAGCCGCUUCACCCCCUACUAGCAAGAGGGCCCAGCCCCUAGCAGCACUCACGCUGACCGCACAGCACACACCAAACCCAGCAGUCCAAAAGCAGGCACAGCCACCGGGAGGACAGUGCGCCCCCCCCAGUCAGCGGCCCGCGACGCCAAAGCCCGUAGGGUCCACCUCCGGCCAGCGGGUCUCCCUGCCCCUCACGAUGGCGUGUGUGUCUUUGACCCUGGUUGCCCCUGUAUGUCUGAAACCUUGCUUCCUAUUUUGACUUUGUUGAUGAUGUUCCCCCCAAGCCAUUUCAGGUACAGUAUGCACACGCGGGAGGGGCUGGCCUGGGCACAAGACCCCUCCCGGAGAACUAGCAAUAGAGCCCGCCAGGGCGACCCCCAAUUCCCAUCCCCGGGGCUAUGGAGCCACAGAAGACACCCACAGCCACUGCCCCUCCCCGGGGUCCGGGGAGUGAGCGCGAGCUGCUGACCAGCGCAGCGGGGUUUCCGGCCCGGACCACGGCCCCUCCCACCGCGUCUGCUCUCCUCACCCCAGAACAGCU